Molecule: messenger RNA, 925 nt
Organism: Canariomyces notabilis
Lineage: Eukaryota; Fungi; Ascomycota; Sordariomycetes; Sordariales; Chaetomiaceae
Product: glutathione S-transferase
Exons: 8
Coding region: 109-870 (253 amino acids)
Source: RefSeq, a predicted model, not a curated record
AUGCACGCAUGCUUCAGUGAUUUGUCAUGACAGGUUCUUCGAGUCUCUCUACUAGGAUCAGACUUCUCAAAGAACGCUGACUCCACCAUCACCACGAGAACAGCCAAGAUGACCGAGGCAAAGUCGGAUAUUCACCUCUACACAGACCAGACGGCUAAUGGCAUCAAGAUCUCGAUGCUCCUAGAAGAGCUGGGGGUUCCUUAUAAGGUGACGGCCAUCGACAUCUCAAAGAACACCCAGAAGGAACCAUGGUUCCUGGAAAUCAACCCAAACGGACGCAUCCCAGCCCUCACCGACACUUUCACCGAUGGCUCGCCCAUCCGGCUGUUUGAGAGUGGCUCUAUCAUGCAGUACCUGGUCGACAGGUAUGACACGGAACAUAAGGUUUCGUAUCCGCGUGGCACGCGGGAAUAUUGGGAGGUGAACAACUGGCUCUUCUGGCAGAUGGGCGGGCUCGGCCCCAUGCAAGGUCAAGCAAAUCACUUCGCGAGAUACGCCCCUGAAAAGAUCCAGUACGCUAUCGACAGAUACCAGAACGAGACUCGCCGCUUGUACCGCGUCAUGGAGACCCAGCUGAGCAAGUCCACGUCCGGGUAUCUCGUCGGGGACAAAUGCACCGUUGCCGAUCUAGCCUGCUGGGGCUGGGUGGCGGGUUCUAACUGGGCAGGUGUGUCACUGGAUGACUUUCCCCAUCUGAACGCCUGGCUUGACAGAGUUCUGGCGCGUCCUGGCGUCGAGAGAGGCAGGCAUGUGCCGAAGAAGCAUACUGCCUUGGAAAAUAGGCACAAGACGGAGGAGGAGAUGGACAAGGAGGCUGGGAAAACCAGAGCGUGGGUGCAGCAAAGUAUGGCGGCCGAUGCGAAGAAAUGAGGAUGUUCGCCGACUGGACGCGAUAUUGGUAGAGAGUAUUGCGGUUGAAGAAUAA